AUGCUGUGGGUGGACAAGUACAGACCUAAAACCCUAGACCAGGCAAUGGUCCACCAAGACAUCGCACAAAACCUCAAGAAACUUGUCUCAGAGCAGGACUGCCCCCAUUUGCUCUUUUAUGGUCCUUCUGGUUCCGGCAAGAAAACCCUAAUCAUUGCCCUUCUUCGUCAGAUUUUCGGACCCAGCGCCGAUAAGGUGAAGGUGGAAAACAGGGCAUGGAAAGUUGAUGCUGGAAGUAGAACCAUUGAUUUAGAGCUGACUACAUUAUCGAGCACCAACCAUAUUGAACUGAACCCCAGUGAUGCAGGGUUUCAGGACAGAUAUAUUGUUCAAGAGAUAAUUAAAGAAAUGGCUAAAAAUAGACCCAUUGACACAAAAGGGAAAAAAGGAUAUAAAGUCUUAGUGCUGAAUGAAGUUGACAAACUUUCAAGAGAAGCGCAACAUUCUCUUCGAAGAACUAUGGAGAAAUAUAGUGCCUAUUGCAGGCUAAUACUGUGCUGUAACAGCUCUUCAAAGGUUACUGAAGCAAUCCGGUCUCGGUGUCUUAAUGUGCGAAUAAAUGCACCGACAGAAGAACAGAUUAUGAAAGUAUUGGAGUUCGUUGGAAAGAAAGAAGGGCUGAAGCUUCCUUCUGGAUUUGCUGCUCGUAUAGCUGAAAAAUCAAAUAGGAGCUUAAGGAGAGCUAUAUUGUCAUUAGAAACUUGCCAUGUUCAACAGUAUCCCUUUACAAGUAACCAGGCAAUACCCCCAAUGGAUUGGGAGGAAUAUGUUUCUGAAAUUGCAUCUGAUGUAAUGAAGGAGCAGAGCCCAAAAAGGCUUUAUCAGGUGCGGCAAAAGUUGUAUGAGCUACUUCUUAAUUGUAUUCCUCCAGAGAUCAUCUUGAAGAGGCUUCUUUAUGAGUUAUUGAAGAAGUUGGAUGCAGAGUUGAAGCACGAGGUCUGCCAUUGGGCUGCAUAUUAUGAACAUAGGAUGCGUCUUGGGCAGAAAGCUAUAUUUCACCUUGAAGGUCCCAGCCAACACUUCCUUCAAGCUGUUGCAAAGAUAUCCACCAAUGGAUUUAUGGAAUUACAGCUUCCUCUUUGGCGUGUGCUCAUAAAUGAUGCAUUAUAA
Prunus armeniaca (apricot) is the source of this 1110-nucleotide messenger RNA. The record is from the annotation of a GenBank genome assembly. Lineage: Eukaryota; Viridiplantae; Streptophyta; Magnoliopsida; Rosales; Rosaceae.